AUGUUCAAGAGAUUGGCUCUACCAAUAGCGGUAGCUCACAGAUGCUUUCGACGAACAUCUCUGUCCAGGUAUCAUAACAGGAAAGUUUCAGCUAGGAUCUUUGAGGAUGAAAGCUGGCUGGUGACAAAGCCCAAACUGAACAACCUACCGAAGGGUGCAACCAAGGAAUCUUCAUUUGUGCAAUAUGAGUUUACUGGUUUGAAUCCAACGUCGCUGUAUCAUCGAGAUCCAAUGUUCAAGAAUCUUUUGGAUCGAUCGAUUCAGCUCAUUUACAAUGAGAAGGUAACUGCAGAUAGUGCAGAGGAUAAUACUAAGUUUCUGGCAUGGCUAAAGCUUCGAGAUUAUCUAUAUGAAGGUCUGAAGGAUCCGAAGUUGACGAGCAACACUGAAAACUACCGGCCUACUUUGCAACAGACAGUGAGGCCGACCGAGCCUAGUAAGCUGGUCCUUCAAUUGCUCAAAACUGAUGAAAUCGAAGAUUCUGUAUGGAAUAAGAUACUUUCCAAGAAAGAAGCUAUCACAGUACAGGACAAGUACGUUUAUCUUUUGCGUCAAAUGUAUAAUUACAUCUAUGGCCAAGAAAUUGUGCCUAAGAUGGCACACACAAGAGAAAUCAGGGGGUCUCAUGAUGUUGACAUAUCAAACCCUACUGAAUGGUUUCCUGAGGCGAGAAAGAUGAAACGCCAUAUAAUAAUGCAUAUCGGACCGACAAAUUCUGGUAAGACCUACAAUGCCCUGCAAAAGCUGAAAAAUGCGGACCGAGGAUACUAUGCGGGUCCGCUAAGACUGCUUGCCAGAGAAAUAUACGAUAGAUUUCAAGAAGAAGGAGUGCGAUGCAACUUAUUGACCGGAGAAGAAGUGAUUCAAGAUCUCGAUGCCGCCGGAAAUCCCGCAGGUAUAACGUCUGGUACAGUAGAAAUGGUUCCUCUAACGCAAAAUUACGAUGUAGUUGUCCUCGAUGAGAUACAGAUGAUGGCGGACGCCGAUCGUGGCUGGGCUUGGACGCAUGCGCUGCUAGGCGUGAGGGCUCGUGAAAUCCAUCUAUGUGGAGAGAAGAGUACUCUACCAGUGAUAAAAAAAAUUGCCAGCAUGGCAGGUGAUAGACUAACUAUUAAUGAAUACAAGCGACUCGGUGAGCUUGAGGUUGAAACAACUGUGCUAAAGAAAGGACUGAAGAGUUUGCGGAAGGGUGAUUGUGUGGUUGCGUUUUCGAAGAAAAGGAUCCUUGAUCUGAAACUAAAGAUAGAACGGGAAACGAAUCUACGGGUGGCAGUCAUCUAUGGCUCUUUGCCUCCUGAGACGAGAAUCCAGCAAGCCAAACUUUUCAACACUGGCGAGUACGAUGUUCUGGUUGCCUCCGACGCCAUUGGUAUGGGACUCAAUCUGUCAAUCGAUCGAGUCGUAUUCACCACAGACCUCAAGUUUAAUGGCCAAGAAAUGGUGGAUUUAACGUCUUCCAACAUGAAGCAAAUAGGCGGAAGAGCGGGGAGAUUUAAGGCGAACGCGGGGAACGGCGAGAUUCCUAAGGGAUCGAUAACCGCUUUGGAGCCCAGAGUCCUGACCUCUGUUAGACGAGGCAUUGAAGCGCCUAUCAGCUACUUGCAGACCGCGGUUAUCUGGCCUACCGACGAAAUCUGCGCAAGAGUAGCGACUAAGUUCCCACCGGGAACCCCUACAAGCACCGUAUUAAGAACAAUCGCCUUACAGCUAGAGCAGCGAUCGGAUAAGCUGUUCACGCUAUCAGACCUGAAGAACCGGCUCAGCGUUCUACAGGUCUUCGAGCACAUGGACAGUCUGCCGUUCUUGGAAAAACUGCGAUUGAGCAACGCCCCAGUGAAGGAUCUAACCAUGGUGAAGCGAGCAUUCUACAAAUUUUGCGAGACCAUCGCCAAGAGACAAACCAGAGGUCUGCUCACCUAUCCAUUCCCCUUCGAAGUCCUCGACUUUAGAUGCAUAGCAGACGAAAAAUUCACUCUCGAACUGUACGAAUCCCUCUACAACAUCAUUAUGAUCUAUUUCUGGCUGAGCAAUAGAUAUCCGAACUUUUUCAUUGACCUCGAGUCUGCUAGAGACAUGAAGUAUUUCUGCGAAUUGAUCAUCUUUGAGAAACUCGACCGUCUGAAAAAAAAUCCUUACGACAAGAAAGGUCUAAUGAGCACAAGACAAGGCUCCCGCUAUAAGCCAAAAGCAUCCUACUCUAGGAGAUCAACCAACAAUUUCAAGAACCAUUACUAG
Torulaspora globosa is the source of this 2235-nucleotide messenger RNA. It is a transcript of the gene SUV3, whose product is annotated as ATP-dependent RNA helicase SUV3. The transcript has a single exon. NCBI's taxonomy places the organism in Eukaryota, Fungi, Ascomycota, Saccharomycetes, Saccharomycetales, Saccharomycetaceae. Gene Ontology annotation, cellular component: mitochondrial degradosome. Gene Ontology annotation, biological process: mitochondrial RNA 3'-end processing; RNA catabolic process. The record is from RefSeq and is a predicted model, not a curated record. Gene Ontology annotation, molecular function: hydrolase activity, acting on acid anhydrides; ATP binding; nucleic acid binding. Bases 1 to 2235 code for a protein of 744 amino acids.